CUAUGUCUGAAGUCCUAGAAAGUGAUACUGUCAGCAGCCUUCAAAGAAUAGACAAGAAUUUUUACCAUAAAUCCCUGUACCAACUGUGAUAUCUCCUACAACUAAGAGUCACCCAUUUCUUGCAGAACAAGCCCUUUGAUGACACCCAGUUUCGGAAUAACUUCGUCAGGCUGUAUAAAUAAGAUUGAGGACAUGCCUGAAUUUGUGUACUGAUUUACCGACCUAGCAAGAGUCUUCAGCUGCUUCGAUGAUAAUAACACAUUUUAAAAGAAUAAAUAGAGCACAAACUAAUAACCAAGUUGGUGAGAGGCUAAGCACAAGUGGUUACAGUAUUAAGAAUACUCUAGAUUUUGAAAAUAAUAGUGCUAAUAAUCAGAGUUGUAUGAAUCCUUCAACUACUAUCCAUACCAAAGGGAACCAAAAUUCCCAGUGGGCUAGCUCUAGCGAUGGAAAAUCGAAGAAUACUUCAGUUCCAUCAAUUGCUAAGAGACAGAUCCCUGUUAUCUUCAAGCCGAACAUUCUCAGAGUGUCUGAGGAAAGGAAGAAGAGACUCUCUUCUCAGAACCGUGAGGAGAAGAGGCUUCCUAAAACUGCCAAUGGAAGUCAGAUGACUUCAAGAUUAAAGACUUAUGAAAACAGAUUGUUCCAAAAUUUGAAAAAUGAAGAAAUCAAGAAUAAUAAAUAAGAUCAGAAGCCUUAAGGAUCAACUAAAUGAGAAUUAUAAGGAGGCUAAACGAAAGUCUAUCACUUCUUCCCACCAGAACCCUUCUGGGACGUCUGGGUCUAAGAGGAGAAAUAAAAGAAACUUAGAUAUGAAUCUGGUAGGCCCAAGAAACCGUCCCAAAAAGAAUAACUAUGUCCCUGAGAUUCAGAUCAAAGUUGGAGUUCAGAACAAUCAUUACAGCUUUUUCAAUACAAUUAAUGAAAGUGAUGAGGACGAUGACAAAUAUGUCACUGUGAAUGUGAUCAAUAAUAAAUACAAGUUCAAGCCCUCUUCUAAGGGAUAUAAUCUAGUUCCACCGAAAACAACUAAGGGAAAGAAUCCGAGAGGGUUUCCUAGUGUCAGCAGCUUAAAGAAACCCGCUCAGAAUCUUUACAAGAGGCAUAACUUAGAACCCCCGAUCGAUCUGAGAUCUACAAGCAGGAGGUACAGAGAGAUGUUACAAACAAGACUCAACAAGAGUAAGUCCUCUCGUGAUAAGUCAAAUUUAAGAAAUAGAAGUUAAGAUAAU
Messenger RNA from Moneuplotes crassus, 1232 nucleotides. NCBI's taxonomy places the organism in Eukaryota, Ciliophora, Spirotrichea, Euplotida, Euplotidae. The record is from the annotation of a GenBank genome assembly.